AUGGUCAAUCGCAAGACGACCGCCGCUAUCAGCGACGACGCGAAGCGGCCUGCCAAAAGGCUGAAACUGGAACAUGCUCCCGAGGCAGAUUCACCAGAUGACGCCGAACUUGCUCCCGCCGACCACGAACACCACAAAGCUACCGAUCUCGAGACCGCUCUCCCUCCCAUAGAUACCGACAAAGACGCCAUCAAAGCCUACGAAGCCACCCGCGCCACCGACUACUCCGAGUCUCAGAAAGAUCAGCCGAAAUGGAUACCUGGCCAGCGUUCAAUCUACGUCGACGCCUUCAAUCUUGCUCUGGACACUGUUCUCGAAGACGAGAGCCAUCUGUUCGAUGAUGCUGAAAAGAAGGUCUUUGACACUUGGCGUGAGCUGAACUACGAGGCACAAUAUCUCUACGUCCGUCUAUUCCUCCGCAAGACAUCCGCCUGGCAUCGCGUCAACCGUCUUGGCUACCACAGCGACAUCUCCGACCUGUUCAGAGCUGUCGAAACCUUGCAGAUCUCCUGCGACCUUCCGCCGCCCACUGUCGACUCACUCCCAGUGCCGCGCGACUUUGAUCAACCCGAGGACGCUUUGCUGGGUCACUCCUUCACCUUCGCUGACAAGUCUGAAGAACACAUUACCACGUUAGAGGAGGCGUCCUCGCUUCUCCUGCUAGACGAGCUAAAGUCACUUGCCAAAGACGCCAAGGUCCAAGGGAAGACGAAAAGAGAAUUGCUGAAAGCCCUGAACAAGGCAAGCGGGAAACAAGCUGGCCUAGGCUGGUCUUCGCUCAAGCGCUCCGACACGGAAGAAUCAGCUCUAUCUGUAGCCGAUGAUGACAGUCGAGAAGGCACUCCUCUACAGAACAGAGAUACGCACUUUCUCGACAAGAUCAUGGCAGAGACAGGUCCCUGUAUUCGACUGUCGGAUCCUGCACGAAGAUUGUUCGAGCGCGUUCAUCUCGUCUUCUAUCGUUCCACCAUGUGGACUGAGAAGUCUUUGACCACCAUCAUCCUCGCCAAGAUUUCACGCUUGAACUUCCCAGACUAUCUCGUGUGUCGCUCGUCCAACAUCUUCGCAUCUAGACCCAUGUUGCUCGAGUUUGAAGCUUCGCUGCGGAUACAGUACUAUCUCGACAGCGUUCUCGAGUUCGGUGGUACGCCAAGUAAAGAGAAUCUGGAUACGAUACUCGACCUCUGUGAUCAAAUUCUUCCGAGAUGGAGAACGAUACUGCAAGAGGAACAAGAAAAAGAAGACAGCAUUUACAUGACUGGCGAGGGUGCGUACUUGCGACGCCUUUCCCCAGCCUGGGUCUACACUCGUAUCAUCCACAAGGGUGCAUAUGUCAUGGGCAAAUUCAAAGAUCACAAGCGUGAGUACGAAACGUUACAAGAGCUACUCAAGCAGAAGCUCUUCCACACUUCCAGACGAGGUGAUUGGUAUCAGAGAAAGGCUCUUCUAGAAGAGCAUUACAUGCAUGCUCUAAUGCCCGAUCAGGGCCGUGGAGAAGAGGCUCAGAAGAAACACUGGAAACGUGUAUCGCUUCAGACAUGCGAGGAAGGUCUUCAAGACCGUCUCGUACACCUCAUGUACCAUCAUGAUCUUCAGAAACGAGUCAUGAAGUUGGAGAAGGCCCUUCGUGUGCCAAUGCGAGAGCAACAUGACUUCAGCCACGUUCGACUGGCCAAACCUGUAGAACGUUUUUUCCACGGUACGCGGAUACAAAGGCCUGACCAAGGUAACGAGACAAGGAGGGGAGGCAAGACCAUCUGGAUCGAUCCUGGCGAGAAUGAGAACGAAGGUGAAUGUUCUGUGGAAGCAAUGUGUCUUUCGCAAUACCGCUCCCUCGGCUACAGGGGAUAUCAUGCUGAAGGCGGCAUUGUACGGACUUUGUUCGCUUACCUCUUCUUUGACGUGCUUUUCGUCUACAUUCCGGAUGUGUUUCAGACGCCUUACCAGACAUGUCCAUUGGAUCUACACACGGAUGCAUUCUAUCCUUCGCGGAUCUCCGAGAUCAAUCAACGUCUGAACGAAAUCAAUAAUGGAGAGGCGCAGAAUCUGAUCCAACGAGUGUGGGAUGACCAUCACGAGAAGAACACAUGUGUCGUGGGGUUGAGUUGGUCAUAUGAGCUGGAAGAUCUCUUAUCCAUCGCUAAAUGCUUCCCUCCUGCGGCUCUGAGUACCGUGUGCAAAGUCAUGGCGCAGGAAUACGGACAGCGAGGAGGAGGCGUACCUGACCUCUUCCUGUGGAAAGAGAACCUUGACACAGAAGGUGGAGAGGUCAUGUUCGCAGAAGUGAAAAGUGAAAAUGAUCGUUUGAGCGACACACAACGCUUGUGGAUUGACGUGCUCACAGGCGCGGGUGUCACGGUGGAGUUGUGCAACGCUGUAGCCAAGGAAGUAAAGGUGGUUGGUUAG
Messenger RNA from Aureobasidium namibiae CBS 147.97, 2406 nucleotides. RefSeq lists its product as uncharacterized. Gene Ontology annotation, cellular component: nucleus. Gene Ontology annotation, biological process: interstrand cross-link repair. The transcript has a single exon. The coding region runs from base 1 to 2406 and encodes 801 amino acids. Lineage: Eukaryota; Fungi; Ascomycota; Dothideomycetes; Dothideales; Saccotheciaceae. Gene Ontology annotation, molecular function: 5'-flap endonuclease activity; flap-structured DNA binding; 5'-3' exonuclease activity. The record is from RefSeq and is a predicted model, not a curated record.